GCCCCAUCCCCUGCCGCCGGCUGAAUCUGCCCCUGCGCUACACCAGAUGUUUCCGACAAGCCUCGGUAACACCGCUUUACAUCUCAUUUUGAAGGCUUCAAUAUUCACACCUCUUUAAAUACGGAGUAUACCAUGAUAAGGUCGUGAUUUGUUAAUAUAUACUGCCACGCACAAUUAUCACUCUCUAACGUAUGCUAUAUUUACCUAAUUAGUAACUGAUGGUGAGCUGCCUAUAUACAGACUGUGUAUAGAAUACAUCAUCUGAUCCAUUGUUUACAGCUUGUAACAUGCCGGUAACGACUAUUAUUAUCAUAUUAACAUGUUCUUUGAUCGGAGCUUUGUUUCUCUUUGGGUUGACGAAACACCUUAAUCGUCGCAAGGAACGUAAUUGUUAAUUCAUCGCUUUCCGUCGAGACUGCUCAUCAUCUUCAUCGUUACCAUUUUGUGUAGGAGAAGAUUUCGAUAAUCGCAGGAUCCUGAAAUAGGGCAAUUGCACGAUAAAACCAGGUACUUCUAAAAUAGUUUCAUCAUUCUGAUAGAGCGGUUCCGCCUCAUCAAACGGAACAAUGAAAGUCUUACUCGUUGGAUUGUUGUAUGUUUGUAUCAUCACUGACAUAGCAGCUCAACUGAGCGACGAGGUGAAAAUCCCAGAAGGAAUCAAGAACGACACAAUCUCACCUGACGCGUGGAUCGACAUCUUCUCCAAGCUUUCGGAGGUCAUGCAUGAUCAGAAAGAACCCGACGCCGACAUCAUACCAGAGACUAAUCAGACAAACCCUGAUAAACCAAUCGACGACCAAACCGUGAACGAUGACGGGAGUGAUAACGGCUUUGAAAUCGCUACUACUGUUGUCUAUGAAGAAGUAACCGUUACAGACAUCAGCUCUUUGGACGUCGAAGGCGAUGGUAUUACAGCUUUAUCUCAAUCAGAAACAGUUUCUCCAGCUAUAAACGUCCAGAAUGAUGACGGGUCUAUCGACUCUGCAACUCAGUUGUCGACCUCCAAUGUGGAAACAGUGAUGUCACAAUCACUCCCAUUUCUAGACCCAAAUAUGUCUCUCAAAGAAGCCCUUGCCAUCUUCCGAGAUUACCAAGAACAUCAAGGUCUGCAGGAUCAGCUGAAGAACGACGGACAGGGGCAAGAUCCACAGCAGAACAGCACUGAACAGAUCAACAGUGUCAUGGAACAACCUGCCGGAGACAACUCGUCAUCUCUUCAAGACGACCACCCUAAAAACGAAUCGAAUGAACAUGAAAUAGUUGACACAGAUGGCAGGAAUAGAACAGUCGAACAAGAAAACGUAACACUAGCGUUUCAAAUAGGGGGAACUGAAGCAAAAAGUAAUUUGACUCAGCUAUCAAUGAACACCACAUCGGUCAUUAAUACAGUUUCAAACAGGAACACAUCCCAAACAGACAGAGCAGGGGUGGUGACGUCACCACGACCUCUUACAGUUGAUACGACGCCAUUAGAGUUAGGCCAGAGUGACUAUCAAAAUAAGACAGAUGUUGAUAUGAGCACUACGUUGCUAAGCAACAAGUCAUCAACAGCAACCGCAUCCCAGUAUGCUAACGUAUUGGAAGGCGACGGAGUAUCACGACCGUCGACCAGUUUCGUUAAGGCAUCCAUUGAAUCGGCCCCGACAGAACUACCUCCGCAGUUCUGGGUCGUGAACGACAAAGGUGACGACAACGAUUCGGCGUCUAAAGAAAACGACUUCUAUGGCGACAUUCCCUCUACUAGCGGUUAUGAAGAAGGCGUUGCAGAAAAACUGACGAACUUAACAACACCCAAAUGCGACUGGAUGGGUAGCAACAACAACAAUGCCUUUAUCGAAUUGAUUGACAGGUUAUGUGGCACCCUGAGACCCCUCCCUAUCAUCUUUAAAAUCCUCCUCCUCCUCAUACUCGGUAUCAUGAGCGUGGUCGUCUGCUGGAUCGUGUGUAUAUGUAUUCGAUGUCGUCGUCGACGUCGGAAGGGAGGUGAAGAUAAAGAAAGUCUGCUCGAGGUAGGAACGGGCAAAGAGAAGAAGUCGCUGCUACAAGUUUAGUCCGACGGUCUCGCCAUCUGAACAGAUCUGAUUGGAUGUUGUUGACGACACAAUUUGCAAAUUUGUAAAUCUGUUUAAUUUAGCCUAUUGAUUACCAUUACCUUUCAUGUCCGUAUCUUUUCUAUUGCACUUGUGUAUAUAUUUAUCAUGUAUUUCAUCUCUCACAGAAGCC
Strongylocentrotus purpuratus (purple sea urchin) is the source of this 2223-nucleotide messenger RNA. RefSeq lists its product as uncharacterized. Lineage: Eukaryota; Metazoa; Echinodermata; Echinoidea; Camarodonta; Strongylocentrotidae. The coding region runs from base 567 to 2051 and encodes 494 amino acids. The record is from RefSeq and is a predicted model, not a curated record. The transcript is spliced from 3 exons.